AUGUUGGUUUGGAAGUUUUACAACUCCGCUAUUUUCUUCUCAAUCGGCCCGGCAGAGUAUGCAGUGGUGAUAGCACCCCCUGGUCCGAUGAACGGAACUGGGUCGGCGUCUUGGAAUGGGUGCUUCGAAGAUGCCGUUGGCCUGGAUAUAGAAACGGUUAGAGCCGAGAUGAGUCGUUCAGAUCUCAAGAGACUUCCCGUCCAAGAGUGCAUUGACACUUUCGCGCAAGACUAUGUGUCCGGGCAAAGGAUGCUUAUUUUGGUGACGGACGAUCCAAUGCCGGACGGCGAACCCUUGGCGUUCAUGGGACUACCAAAUCCCGAUAGGCAAUAUUACGAUGGCGAUAGCUUCCUAUGGAUGUGUAAUAAUACUCAUGAUAUGUGCACCAAAGAUAUUGUGAAUGAGAUGGUUGAUGGAGAGGAAUGGACCGUCUACCCAGUUAUGGCACCUAUCCCAUGGAUACAAGCGCAAAUCCCCACCGAGAACGGAUUCAGGAACGUUUCAUGGGACUCUUUGUAUCCCAACACGCCAGAUACCAAACGCUUGAAAGAAGUUCUGCACCAAGCCAGCGAGGAUGAGGUGCAGGCUUCACUUGACGAUCCCUCUAAUUGGACCGAUGCUUCCUUCGCGGGAAAUGUGACAAUCUUUCAGCUGCUUCUCUUAAAACUUAUCUGCGCACUAUUGACCGCGCGCGAUGAUAGGGAGGAGUUGUUCCUUACAAUUGGGGACGCGAUCGCAUCUUACCUUGCUUGUCCAGAUCCUACAACAGAGGGAGGCUGUCUGCUGUCUAAGUGCCAGGUCGUGAAGGGGUCUCAGGGCUGGCGUAGAAAGGCGAAAAAGAAGGAUAAGAUGUUGGAUAUUCCAGUAUACUCAAAGCUUCCACUUCAACUACCUUCCCGAAAACGAUGGUUUCAAGUCAUGAGCACGGGACUGUGGAUCUCUACAAUCACCAUACCUCUCUGUAUAAUUGGCCCGGGCAUCUACGGUCUCACCGUCGCUACUGCCUUGUUUUCCAAUUUUUCUCGCGAAACCAUCUGGGACAACAGUUUGGGCGAAGCACGCCCAUCAACUUUAGUAGACAUGCCCGACGUACCCGGCGCAACGGGUACACUCGCCACGAUCCUCCUGCCCAAUGUCCUACAACUCUUUGCCUCAAUUGCCUACUUCAUGCUCAAUGCCGUGCUGACCUCUAUGCUCGGAGCCAUGGAAUACAACAACUACGCGCGAAAUCGAAAACCACUGCGCGUCUCCUGGCCCCGUGGUGCCCAGCGCUCUACUUACUACCUCUCACUGCCGUAUCGGUACAGCCUCCCGCUCCUCAUCGCCUCCACAGUUCUCCACUGGCUCGUCUCAGAAAGCUUCUUCUUCGUACAGAUCUCUCCCAUUGAUAUAAAAGACGAGCCUAUCUCUUUCUAUGGGUCUAACACAUGUGGCUUCUCACCUGUUGCUAUUUUGUUCGCCAUUAUCCUUAGCUGUUCGCUACUUCUCGUCAUAAUACUCCUGGGCCUGCGCCGCUUUGAGUCCCCGAUGCCGCUGGUAGCACAGUGUAGUGCGGCGAUUAGCGCCGCCUGCCAUCCUAUGACGUCCAGCAUGGAAAAUACCGCCAACCACGCGCUCAAACCUGUGCAGUGGGGUGAGAUUCCGGGCAUCUACUCGGACCGAGGCCCGAUGGUAUUAUCACAUCGGAUCGAUGGUGAUGAGGAUGCCAGUGGGAGAGAGAGUGGAAACGAGGAACUGCAACAUAUGCUACCGAACGCAGAACUUGCUGGUUUGACUCGCACUGGGGCUGCGAUAUCGCAGCUGUAUCAUUGUACUUUUACGUCGGAUGAUGUGUGUGAACCGAGGGAAGGUCGUGUUUAUAUUUAA
Messenger RNA from Penicillium crustosum, 1866 nucleotides. RefSeq lists its product as uncharacterized. NCBI's taxonomy places the organism in Eukaryota, Fungi, Ascomycota, Eurotiomycetes, Eurotiales, Aspergillaceae. The transcript is spliced from 4 exons. The record is from RefSeq and is a predicted model, not a curated record. Bases 1 to 1866 code for a protein of 621 amino acids.